Paramecium pentaurelia is the source of this 3298-nucleotide messenger RNA. NCBI's taxonomy places the organism in Eukaryota, Ciliophora, Oligohymenophorea, Peniculida, Parameciidae. The record is from the annotation of a GenBank genome assembly.
UAUGAAAAGAAUAUUGUUUACAGGUGUAAUGUCUUGUCUUACAGUGACUGCUAUGUCAGCAUGCAACUGGUAAUAUAGGCGUUAUUAGGAAUCUAUAAGAAAAUGGAAAUUGAUUGAUGAGCAAUUCAAACCAGAUUAUCCAAUAUAAAAUAUGGAGAUUUCAGAUAUUCUAUAAUUAGAUCCUAAAAAAUACUCAUAUAUACUAGUUAAAACAUCAGGGUUAUUUUAAUAAAGAUUGUCGUAGAACUCUUGAUAAAUAUAUACUAAAGGUGUACAGAUAUUAAGAUGGAAGGCCAGGAAUGAUGUUGUGCGGUAUACUAAGGGAUAAUUCAAAUGAAGCCAUAAUAGUAAAUUUGGGUUGGGUUCCAGAAAAUUAUUUAGAUUAAAUAGAAUCAAUUGAAGGAAUAAAAUUAAAAGAUAUGUGUGGUAUGAUAAAAUUACCAGAACAUCCAGAUAAGAAUACAGAUUAAAAUCUUAUGAAUACUUUUAUUGAUCUUGAAUUAAUAGCCAAAGAAAAUUAAUUAUAAGAGAAAUCAAAAAAAUUAUAUUUAGAAAGAUUAGGAACAUCUACUGAAAAUGCAGGAUUAUUUAAAUCUUAAGGUAAAAAGGGAUUGAUAUAUUAAUAUUUAAGAUUUGUAUCCUGUUCCUAGUUUCUAUUCUACAUUUUAGAAGCCAUAUUUGACACCAGAUAAACAUAAAGCAUAUUAUUGGUUUUGGGGAUCAUGUUCAUGUUUAGGAAUUUUAUCAAUAAUUUAACUAAUAAGAAAAUGAGAUUGAUUAAUAUCUAUAAAUUUAUAUAAUUUAAUGAAGAGUAUAAGAAAAUCUGUAGUGAAGUGUAAUUUAAAUUGCUAAUCAAAGUGCUUAAGUCAAUAGAUUUAUUUGGAUAGAAUAUAUUGUUAAAUCUCAAUGGAGAAGAUGAAUACAAAACUGCCUUUGGUGGUUUCUUCACUUUAAUGAUCCUAGGAAUUGUUGUUCUGUUUUUUUAAUCAAAUAUUCGAGACUUUAUAAAUAAAGUAAACAUUUAAAGUGAGACAACCGAAGUUUUUGAAGAUGAACCUGAUUCAAUAUAACUUAAUGAAUCAAAUUUUAUGUUUGCUGUAGCUAUAGAAUAAGUUAAUUUCAAUACUAAUCCAUUUUUUAAUAUAACUUUACGAUAAAGGUAACUAAUCCUAUUAUAUUUUAUAUAAGAUAAUAUGAAAGAUUAGAAAAUGGCACUCUUAUUAAACGAGAUCAACAUAUUGAUUUGAUACCAUGUACUUUAGAUAGAUUUUAAAAUAUAUUUACUCCAUAUGGAUUGAAUUUCACAUAACAAUAUCGUGAAAUAGGUCUAGAUACUUGGUUAUGUCCUUAGUACUUCUAUUCUCAAUUAUAGGCUUAAUUAUUCUGUUUCUUUGAAAGGAAGGUACACAAAUAAAUAUUUUGAUUUCCUCAAAAUUGCUGUUAAUGAAUGUAGUAAUCAAACUUAAUCUAAUUCAUUUUUUACUUGGAAACCAGUUUGUGCUUCUUAAGAAUUAUUAGAUGAAUGGUUAUUAGAUUAAAGAUCUUUUAGAGUUAAAUUGUAAUUAUAUAUAUGUUUUAUUUUAAGAUACAUUACAAAUAAAGUAAUUAAUCCUGAAAAAGGAGAUGAAUAUAUUUAAUCAUUUUUAGAUGAUGAAUUAUUCUUUUCAUUUGUACCAAAUAUAAUUGGUAAAGAAACUGAUGUUUUUUUCACCAAAUAUAUUUUACAUACUGAUAAUAAUUUAUUACCAACAAGUGAAGAAUCAGAAGCCUCUGAAAUAUUUGCAAAAUAAGAAGGUGAUUAUAGAGAUUAAGGAAUUUAUGCUGCAGAAUAAUUUGCUGCCAUUUAUUUAAGAAGAUCCCCUUAUACCAAUUACAUAUCAAGAUCAUAUCAAAAAUUAGAUAAAUUACUUUCCAUCCUUGGUGGUUUUGCUAAUAUCGUGUUUGUUGUUCUAGGUUUCUUUGUAGGGAUAUAUAAUAAAUAAUAAUGUACAUUUCUAAAAUCAGCUAGAUCUAAUUGAAUUAGCUAAUGAGGUGUAUGAUUUUCAUUUUGGCAAUGAAAACAAAGCUAAAUUUGAGAGAUAACAAUUAGUCAAAGAAAUCACAUAUGUUAAAUCAUAAUCAAAGAUAAUCAGUUAAAGAUGUAGUCCUGUAUCUUCAAUAAAUCCUGCUAAUUAAUCUAUUAAUUACAAUCCAAUCUAAUCAAUUAGACCAGUAAUAUCACAUCAAGUUGAUUGUACUUUAGUAAUUCAUAAUGACAAAGUAGAUUCAGAAUAAAAGUAGCAUAAAUCUAAUAAGAGUUCAGUAAUAAAUUUAUAACCAGUUGGAGAUAAUGAAAUAGAAUGGGAAAGUAUUGAUAAAAGUAUGCUUUCUUGUAAUCUUACAUAAAAUAAUAAUCAUACAGAUAUUGCUAUGUUUGGUAGUACUGCUAAAUUUCAUUAAGAAAGACAAACUAAAACUUAGAUUGAUUAAGAGUAAAAGAGUAUGAAACAAUCCAUAAAAUAGAUGCACAAAUAAAUAGUUAAUAAAAUUGGAAUUCAUAAUAGAAAAGAAUAUUUAACUAAAUAAAUAUAAAUGAUGCUUGAUAGAAGUCGUCCAAUUGUUUUCACUUUUAAAUUUGUAUUACAUUAAUUAUUUUGUGGCAAAUUAUUUUAAGAUAAGAAUUGUAUUCUAUUGGAUAAAGCAAUGUAAUAUUAAUUAAUUUAAAAUUAUAGAAAAAAAAUAAAUUAAGAUUUAGAUAUAUGUGUAUUAAUUGAUAAAGUUAAUGAAAUUAAUUUAAUUAAAGAACUUCUUUUAGAAAGAGAUCAAUAAAUACUAUUUAAUUUUGCACCAAAAGAAAUUAUUACAAUUGAAGAUUAAUUUUAUAAACAUCAUUUACCAGGAAGAAGAGAUUCUAAGUAUAUAUAUAUAUCUAUAAUUUAUUUAUUUUAGACGUGCAUUUACUAAAAGAUUAGGUGUAUAAUUUAGUGAUGUAGCUAAAAUGAUGUUUGAUAAGAAAUUUAAAAAAGGAUAAUUUGUAAAUCCUGGAUUAUAAAUUUAUUAUAAGUUGUAUUAAGCAUAUGAGAGAGUCAUUCUUUCAGAAGAGAAGAAUAAUAGAUUUAAUAAAAUACUAAUUGAAAAAUUAGGAUAAGAAGUAAAAGAAGUCUUUGAUAUUUCAAAUUAUAUUUAAGUGGAUAAAAAUAGAAUGAUUAUGGAUAAGUUAAAAAAAAAGAAAGUUAAUUUACAUGAAGAUGAAGUUGAAGAUUUACCUGGUUUAUUAAGUAUGGAUCAAAGAGAUUUGAAAUAAUCAAUGAUUAAAUGA